This is a messenger RNA of Maniola jurtina (meadow brown), 1997 nucleotides long. RefSeq names its product CDK5RAP1-like protein. Gene Ontology annotation, cellular component: mitochondrion; cytosol. The transcript has 7 exons. The record is from RefSeq and is a predicted model, not a curated record. Bases 127 to 1848 code for a protein of 573 amino acids. Gene Ontology annotation, biological process: negative regulation of cyclin-dependent protein serine/threonine kinase activity; tRNA modification. NCBI's taxonomy places the organism in Eukaryota, Metazoa, Arthropoda, Insecta, Lepidoptera, Nymphalidae. Gene Ontology annotation, molecular function: 4 iron, 4 sulfur cluster binding; tRNA-2-methylthio-N(6)-dimethylallyladenosine(37) synthase activity.
UUAUGUCAUGUCAAAGUUUUGUAAAAUAUGUCAAUUUUAUUUUGAGGUUAUGUUUAUCAAAAUAUCGUAUUUUUAAUGAUAACCGAAAUAAAGAAGUUUUUCUCCAUACCUAGUUAAGUUGAAAAAAUGUUUUUACAAAAUGCCAAGCGACUAAUAAAAUACAUCAACUAUAUUCCACGACAAUGUCGCUGUAAAUCUGGGGCCGUACUUGGUUCUAUAAAAAACCGUAUCAAACAAGGUCCUGGCUUGAAAGAUUUUAUUGUAGAAUCUACAGGAACAUCUGAAGUUAUCACUCACCCACCUCAUAUACCAUAUUUACCGGAAAAGUAUGAGGAUACUUCAAAAAGGAAAGUUUAUUUCGAUGUGUACGGUUGUCAGAUGAAUCUAAGUGAUACAGAGAUAGUGUGGUCUAUUUUGAAAAAAGAGGGCUUUGAGAAGACUUUGAAAGAGGAGGAAGCCGAUAUAUUCCUAGUCAUGACUUGUGCUAUCAGGGAAGGGGCGGAGAACAAGAUUUGGAAUCGUUUGGAUCACUUGAGAGGGUACAAGAAACGACGUUCGUUUUCAAAGAAUCGCCACAAGCCGAUAAAGAUUGGUAUUCUGGGUUGCAUGGCUGAACGACUAAAAGAGAAGUUGAUUGAAAAGGAAAAGGCUGUUGAUGUUGUGGCUGGCCCGGACAGUUACAGAGACCUGCCUCGCCUCCUGGCUCUGACAGAGAGUGGUCAGACGGCUGUCAAUGUGCUACUGUCGCUGGAUGAGACCUACGCAGACGUUGUACCUGUCCGGCUGAACCAGGACAGUGUGUCAGCUUUUAUAUCAAUAAUGCGCGGUUGUGACAACAUGUGCACAUAUUGCAUCGUGCCGUUCACGCGCGGUCGUGAACGCUCGCGCCCCGUGGCCUCCAUAGUGGACGAAGUGAAACAUCUAGCGGACAGCGGCGUGAAGGAAGUCACUCUGUUGGGACAGAAUGUCAAUAGUUACAGAGAUGUUUCAGAACGGACAGAGAAAUAUGACACACAGUUGGCUCAAGGUUUUAAAACAGUAUACAAAUCCAAAAAAGGUGGUCUCCGGUUUGCGGAUCUGCUGGACAAAGUGUCUCUGGUAGACCCUGAAAUGAGGAUACGGUUCACCGCCUCACAUCCCAAGGAUUUCCCUGAUGAGGUGUUGCAAGUGAUAUCAGAAAGGCCUAACAUCUGCAAGAUGCUGCAUCUACCAGCGCAGUCCGGCUCGACUGCGGUGCUGGAGCGAAUGCGGCGCGGCUAUACGCGAGAGGCGUACCUGCAACUUGUGGAACACAUCAGGCAUAUUAUACCGGGAGUGGGUCUAUCGACGGACAUGAUCUGCGGUUUCUGCGGUGAAACGGACGAAGAGUUUGAGGAAACCAUGACUUUGAUGGACAUCGUCGACUACAACGUGGCCUUCCUCUUCCCUUAUAGCAUGAGAGAGAAAACGACCGCGUACCGCCGCUACAAAGACGACGUACCAGAGGAAGUAAAAAAGGAAAGGCAUUCACGAAUGAUAGAAAUAUACCGCAGGAAAUGCCAGAAACUACACGAAUUAGAAAUUGGGAACAUUCAUUUAGUCCUUGUUGAAGGAAUUAUCCCUAAAACCGGACAAGUUCUGGGUAGAAACGAAUUGUACAUAAAAGUGGUUUUUGAUAAUGUGGAAAUACCUUGUGGGGACGGUAAAAGGCGGGUGAAGCCGGGGGAUUAUGUUGGUGUUAGGAUCGUUUCGGCCAAGUCCUCAGUUUUGAGUGGAGUUCCGUUGUACCAUAGUAGUAUUAGAGAGUUUUAUAUGGAGCAUGGUUGGGCUGAACGAAAUUUAUUAAGGUCUCAAACAGUUUCUAGUUAGAUCAAUUUAUGAAAAAUAGAUUUUCAAAAAGUAAGCUGUAUUUUGAGUUAGGUAAAUUUUUUGGUUGUAAGUAGAUUUUAUGUAGAUAAACAUGUUAAUAUGUAGCUAUUGUAAAUAAUGUAGGAUUUAAUUAAACAAAUCUGAAGUAA